Messenger RNA from Aspergillus chevalieri, 861 nucleotides. Its product is annotated as aspartate/glutamate racemase family protein. Lineage: Eukaryota; Fungi; Ascomycota; Eurotiomycetes; Eurotiales; Aspergillaceae. Bases 1 to 861 code for a protein of 286 amino acids. The record is from RefSeq and is a predicted model, not a curated record. The transcript has a single exon.
AUGGCAAACCAGCCUCAAUUCUCGAUCCUGGUGAUCAACCCCAACACUUCAACUUCUAUGACAGAAGCCUUGAAACCUAUCCUUGAAAGCCUUCGAUAUUCAGAUAUCCACUUCGACUAUUUCACAGCACCGUCGACAGAAUCCGUGACUCUCGACCAACGCACCAUCCACGGCAUCUCUAGCAUCAAUUCCGGGGAAGAUUCAGUGGCUUCAGCUUUACACUGCAGGUUGUUUGUCGAGCCUCUUGUGUCUAAAUACGAUGGCUUCCUAGUGGCUUGCUACUCAGCCCACCCGCUCGUGGGCAUGCUGAAAGAGGCUAUCCAAAAAUAUGAAGAAACACAACCCACGGGCCCGCGGAAAUACGUGACGGGUAUAUUCGAAGCCAGCAUCGUCACAUCCUUGUCCUUGAUCAGCUCAUUCCAAAUGAUUGGAGAGCCAGGUCUCCACAAAGCCCAGGCCCCAGAUACGUUCGGAAUCGUAUCGACGGGCAACACCUGGGAAACUGAGCUCAGCUAUGCAGUCAAGGACAUGCUCAUCAGCUCCGGAAGUGACAUUAAGGCCUCGAAUAUGCGCUUUGCCGGCGUAGCCACUACGGGUCUUACUGCCGUUGAGCUUCAUACCACCCCGCCUGAAGAGGUGAGACGGAGGAUCAGCGAUGCAACGGAGCGACUUCUUCAGGGUACUUCAGCGCCUGUCAGUGCAAUCUGUAUGGGAUGCGCUGGUAUGGCUGGCAUGGACGAGGCUGUGCGAGAGGGCUGUGUUAAAGCUUAUGGCAAGCAGCAAGGGAAUCGUGUGAGGAUUGUGGAUGGUGUAGUGGCCGGGGCUGGGAUGUUGGUGACAGCUUGUAAAGCGGGAUUCUAG